ACAUUACAAGGGCUAGUAUUUAAAGCAUUCGUUCGGGCGUUUUAGUCACUCUGCCGUUAGUGUACAAACUCACCACUCAGUGCCGAGCAGUGGAUUAAAAGUAGUUUCACUUUCAGCUCCAUUUCGUGAUUUCCUGUAGAUUUCAUUUUUCUUUCUUUUGUGGUUUGCUGUAUUCCUGAACUAACAAAAUGGGUGAUUUUGAUUCGGAUAUUAACAAGGUUGUGCACGUGAAGCGAACCUACCAGGUAUACCGAGGCACAUCGCCCACCACACAGAACCGAUUCGAGAACACGGGGACUAUUUCCAGACGAGCGAGUACGAGUCAGAUACAAUCAGGUGCCAUUGCCUCGAGUUCGAGUCAACUCAGAACAAGUUCAAGCCAAGUGAAACGUACCAUUAUCAGCUCUUCAUCAACUGCUGCACAGUCAUCUUCUAAUGUCAAUGUAGAGAGGUCAUCUCGCGUAUUAAAACAUGAACAAGACCUGUUUCAUGCAGAGGAACAACGAUUUCAGAGUCGGAUCAGGGAGCUGGAGGAUGCCGUGGAUAGCGAGAGGGACAUGCGUAUCAGAUUCGAGAAACAAUGUGCUGAACUGACCUUCCAACUGGAUCAGUCCAACGAUAGGUAUGAGGAGGCUUAUGGUCUACAGUCCACACAGACUGAUAUUGCCAGGAAACGUGAAGCGGAAGUCAUCAAGCUUCGCAAAGACUUUGAACUGGCGAAUGCUCAGUACGAGGCUCAGGAAAGCAGCCAGAGGAAACGUCAUCAAGAAGCUCUCAACGACCUCGCGGACCAACUCGAACACAUGUCCAAGUCCAAAUCUAGGGUCGAGAAAGAGAAAUUAACACUUGUCGUUGAAAUCGAUGGUCUUCAGAUGGCAAACGAUUCUCUGGCCAAGGCUAAGUCAUCACUUGAUAUGAGGGUCGAGGGUUUGGAGAGUUCCAACAUCCGUUUGAAGGCUCAGGUAGAUGACAUGACCCGUCAGCUCAACGAUCUCAACGGCCUCAAAGCUCGCCUCACCCAAGAGAAUUUCGACCUUCAACACCAGGUACAGGAGCUGGACGCCGCCAACGCCGGACUCGCCAAGGCCAAAUCUCAACUUCAAGUCCAUCUUGAUGAUUUGAAGAGGAACUUGGAUGACGAGUCUAGGCAAAGACAGAACUUCCAAGUUCAACUCAGUGCACUGCAGAGUGACUAUGACAACCUGAACGCCCGCUAUGAAGAAGAAUCCGAAGCCGCCUCCAUUCUCCGUAAUUCCCUCAGCAAGGCCAACAGCGACCUUGUGGCCCUCAAGUCCAAAUACGACAAAGAAAUCACCGUCGUCCGCGAGGAACUUGAGUCUGUCAGGAGGAAGUUUAUCGUCCGGGUACAGGAGUUGGAGGAUGCGUGCGACACACUCAGGGCCCGCAACUCCAACCUCGAGAAGGCCAAGGCUAAACUCACAAACGAAGUUAGAGAACUCAGCAUCGAAAUCGAAAACCUCACCAUCAUCGUACAGGAUCUCACCAAGAGGAACAGACAGUUGGAGAACGACAACGCCGCUCUCCAAAAGAAGGUCGACGACCUUUCUGCCGAGAACGCUGCUCUUCGCUCAGAGAAGGCUGCGCUCGAGGGCGAGUGCCAGCGACUCAGGGUCAAGGUCGUCGAGCUCCAGGAAAAGAACGACAACCUCGGACGCGAAAACAAGAAAUUGGAGGAUGCUCUCAGGGAGACAAAGCAAGCCCUCAAGGAAGCCAACAAAGCCAACGAGGAACUCAGGUCCGCCAACGCCGCCCUCCUCGCCGAGAGGGAUAGCUUGGCUGCCGCCCUGCGUGACACCGAGGACGCCCUGCGUGAUGCCGAGAACAAACUCGCCGCCGCCCAAGCCGCCCUUGCUCAGCUCCGCGCUGAAAUGGAACAGAGGCUCCGUGAGAAGGACGAGGAAAUCGACAGCAUCAGAAAGAGCAGCGCCAGGGCUAUCGAGGAGUUACAGAGGACCCUUGUGGAGGUGGAGGUCCGCUACAAGUCCGAGAUCAGCCGCAUCAAGAAGAAGUACGAGACUGACAUCAGAGAACUGGAAGCUGCUCUUGACAAUGCUAACAGGGCCAACUCCGAAUAUGUGAAACAGAUCAGAUCUCUCCACAUCCGCGUCAAGGAGCUCGAGGCCAUUAACGAGGAAACUUCCCGCAGACUUGAUGAUGCCCUCGCCCAACUGUCCGUCUCCGAGAGGAAACGUGUCGCCCUCCAAACCGAAGUUGAAGACCUCAGGGCCGCCAUGGAGAACUCCGAGAGGGCACGCAAGAACGCCGAAACUGAGCUCAACGAGGUAUCCAUCCGCCUGUCAGAAAUUCAAAUCCAGGUCAAUGUCCUUGUCAACGACAAGCGACGCAUGGAAGCCGACAUCUCUGCCAUGCAGACUGACCUUGACGAGGCCCUCAACGGCCAGAGAGCCGCAGAGGAGCGUGCCGAGCGUCUCUACAACGAGAACAGGCGUCUUUGUGAUGAGCUCCGCCAAGAACAGGAGAACUACAAGAACGCCGAGAGCCUCAGGAAGCAGCUUGAGAUUGAAAUCCGCGAGAUUACCCUCAGGCUAGAGGAGGCGGAGGCCUUCGCCCUUCGGGAAGGAAAGAGACAGAUCGCCAAAUUACAGGCUAGAAUCCGAGAUUUGGAGGCUGAAAUGGAAGCUGAGCAGAGGCGAAGCAGGGAGGCCAUCGGAAACAUGCGUAAAUACGAACGUCAAUACAAAGAACUAUUUAGCGUGGCUGAAGAUGAUCACCGCAUGGUCGCCGAACUGACCAGUAUUAACGAUCAGCUAAGCAUGAAAAUCAAAAUCUACAAGAGACAGAUCGAGGAGGCGGAAGACGUAACCAGUAUUACAAUGAGCAAGUACCGCAAGGCACAACAGAUGAUCGAGGAGGCUGAGGGUAGAGCAGACAUCGCCGAGAAGAACCUUACACACACCCGCAGAACGCGAUCAAUGUCCGUCCAACGGGAUGUCAAGGUCGUCCGGAUGUAAACACAACACAUUUAUGGUGCCUAUCAUUUUACAUACAAAAAGCCAGUGCCACAUUGACAUCAAAGAGACGCUAUUUAUUUAAAUAUGGGGAUUUCACUGACUGAAUUCCGAAAUGUCCCUAAACUUGUACAGAGACGUUUAUUUUUUGGUUAUUAAUCUUAUUCAUUGUGCAGAUGUGAUUAAAAAGCAUAUAUGUGUGUGUUGCUAAUGAUGGAAUUGUACAGGAAUACUUAGGGAGACCGGCUAUUGCUCGGCACGGGGAAAGCGGAAGUCUCUUUAGAUAUAUACGUAAUCCUGGAAGGAAUGACGUCAUAUUACGCAAAUUCUACAUUUUCCGUUUUAUUCGGUAGGAGGCACUUGGAUGUAUGGCGUCGUCACAGAAAUACUCUCGUAACAAAACGUUUCGUGUAAAUAUUUACACAUUAAGGGCACUGGAAAGCAUGACGUCAUUUUAUUCGACCUAAACGCUCAAACUCUUUAUCAAUGUGCUGUUAGAGAUCAUCGCCAAUGUUUAUGUACUUAUCAUGUCAAUGUGUAGAGGAAGUGACGAAAUCGAUGACAAGCGAUGACAGGAAACGUUCACAAGAGAGACGAACAGGAAGUUUACUGUUGCUAUAGUAACUGGUACUUUUUUGGCGGAGAGAGAAAAAACCCAACAAAAACGAACUAUUCUGUUUCUUGAGCUUAGCUUUGUCAAACGUUUCAAACAAUGUGCAAUAUAGUCAUUUUAUAAAUGUGAUAUUUAAGAGAAACGAAAAUUAUGUUAAAUAAUGUUUUGGUACUUUUUAUGUUGAUAAUUUAUACAGAGUUGUCGAUAUAUUUAAAUAAUGUAUAGCAAUGAAUAAUUAAGUCGAACGAAGGACUGUUUGUAUGGAGGACACGUGUCUCUACAGACAGAUACUGUCGAUACCUGCAGGCACGGUGCGCUCUGUAUACAUUGUAGUGUUCACCAUGCUAGUACUUUUACAGAGAACGACGACAGUAUGUUAUACGUUUCCCUCUGCUAAAAUAAAUUCCAUUAUUUGUUGCUUAUA
This is a messenger RNA of Mizuhopecten yessoensis (Yesso scallop), 4027 nucleotides long. RefSeq names its product paramyosin-like. Gene Ontology annotation, molecular function: protein serine/threonine kinase activity. Gene Ontology annotation, biological process: peptidyl-threonine phosphorylation; actomyosin structure organization. NCBI's taxonomy places the organism in Eukaryota, Metazoa, Mollusca, Bivalvia, Pectinida, Pectinidae. The record is from RefSeq and is a predicted model, not a curated record. The transcript has 16 exons. Gene Ontology annotation, cellular component: myosin complex; cytoskeleton; cytoplasm. Bases 189 to 2993 code for a protein of 934 amino acids.